CGAUGUAGCGCACUCUGCAACCUCCGUCACCGCGAGAAGGAAAACAUUAGACUCUGAUCUCCAGCAAGCUGCAGUCAAUGAGCUGCCAGUGGUUCCCAGUUUACCGUUCAUCUGAUCCUAGAAGUAUUCUAGUUCCUCGGAGCCCGGAGCCCCUGUAGAGCGGACACACUGACCUCAGAUCUCAAGGAGCCCGGAGCCACUAUAGAGAGUAACCCCAGAGCCCCCGUAAAGUGGACCCCCAGACCUUGGAUCUAUUUAUCAUCCCGUCAUGAAUGAAGUGGAGGGGCUGCGGCUCCGCAGGCUGAACCGACCCCAGGUCAUCACGGACGAUCUGCACAUGCCCCAGAGCAAGGGCUCCAGUAGCUACAGUGGGAAGGUGUUCCGGGUGGUGCUGGUGUCCCUGGCGGUGUUCCUGUUGUUCCCGCUCCUGGUGGUGUGUCUGAUCCUCGAGUCUCCGAUCCAACCCGACGUCCUCAGGCUGAGCGAGCCCCCGGUGAUGAGCGGAUGCUAUGAGCCCAACCUGGAGCUCAGGGACGCCCAGAGGCUGUUCGAGGACCAGAUCCAAGGCCCCGAGUCCAUCGUCAACAUCGGCGACGUCCUCUACACCGGGACCGCCGACGGCAAGAUCCUGAAGCUGGUGGGCCGGAGGUCGUACCUGGUGGCCCGGCUGGGACAGCCCCCCUGCGGCACCACGGAGGCGGAGCCUGUGUGUGGCCGGCCCCUGGGCAUGAGAGUCGGCCCCAAUGGGACGCUGUUCGUGGCCGACGCCUACCUGGGAGUGUUUGAGGUCAACCCCACCACAGGGGAGGUGACCCGGCUGGUGGCGGGGGGCCAGGUGGUUGCGGGCAGGAAGCUGUCGUUCAUCAACGACCUGGACGUGACGGCCGACGGCAGGAAGGUGUACUUCACCGACUCCAGCAGCAGGUGGCAGCGCAGAGACUACCUGCUGCUCAUCAUGGAGGCCACCGCCGACGGCCGCGUGCUGGAGUACGACAUGGACAGCAGGGAGGUUACCGUGGUGAUGGAGAACCUCCGCUUCCCCAACGGCAUCCAGCUGCUCCCCGACGAGGAGUCGGUCCUCGUGGCCGAGACCACCAUGGCCCGGAUCCGCAGGGUCCACGUGUCGGGUCUGAACAAGGGCGGGAUGGACAUGUUUGUGGAGAACCUGCCCGGUUUCCCUGACAACAUUCGGCCCAGCUCCACAGGGGGGUACUGGGUCGCCAUGGCCACCAUCCGCCCCAACCCCGGCUUCUCCAUGAUGGACUUCCUGGCCCAGAGACCGUGGGUCAAGAAGCUGGUCUUUAAGGUCUUCAGCCGGGAGGUGCUGAUGAAGAUGGCUCCGCCCUACAGCCUGGUGGUGGAGCUGCAUGAGGGUGGGGUUUGCACCCGCAGCCUCCACGACCCCCAGGGGCUGGUGGCGGCCUACGUCAGCGAGGCCCACGAGCACGACGGCUACCUGUACCUGGGCUCCUUCCGCUCGCCCUACAUCAGCCGGCUGCAGCUCCGCAGGGCCUGAGGGGGAGGGGGGAGGGGGGAUAGGGUGGAGCUGGAGGCGAGGGGAUGAUUAGGAGGGGGGAGGGGCGAUGAUUUGGGAGGUCUGGGGGGGGUGAAAAGGUGGAUGAACAUGAAUACACUCACACUGAACACACACAGUGUGUGUGUGUGUGUGUGUGUGUGUGUGUGUGUGUGUGUGUGUGUGUGUGUGUGUGUGUGUGUGUGUGUGUGUGUGUGUGUGUGUGUGUGUGUGUGUGUGUGUGUGUGUGUGUGUGGUCGCUAUACUUCCCGUCGAUCCACAACGUGCCAAAUCCUUUUUUUGUUCUUAGUUUCCUUAUUUGCACUUUAAUUUAUUGGUUUUUGCACGGUUCACCCUCAUCUUCCUCUUCGCUCGUCCAGUAUUUAAAACGGCUUCGCUGCGUCCCAGGUACCGGACCAUUACCCCGUGGACCAAUCGGGUCACAGCCUGGGAUGUCAUUCAAGAUGGCCGACGUAGGGCUGCUCAGUAACCAAUCCCAGUGUCUCGUUUCUCACAUCACGCCUAGCAACUGUUCCCUGGCCAAGCAGUUGAUUUUAAAUACAAACCCGGUGUCUCAUUAACACAUCGACUGAGGACAGAUACUGCACUAGUUGAAUAUAACUAGUGUAAACUAGUUAUACACUAGUUAUAUACAACUAGUAUAUAACUAUAAUUCUAUAUAGCUAUAGUCAUAUUCUAGUUGUAUGUAAUCAUGUAUAUAUAACUAGUAUAUAACUAGUUAUAUAAAAUUAGUAUGUAACUAUAGUUGUACAUAACUGUACUCUGUAUAGUUAUAUAUAACUAGUAUAUAACUAUAUAUUUAUAUAUAACUAUACUCUAUAUAGUCAUAUAUAACUAUAUUUAUAUAUAACUAUACUCUAUAUAGUUAUAUAGAACUAUUAUAUAACUAUACUCUAUAUAGUCACAUAGAACUAUAUAGUCAUAUCUAACUAGUAUAUAACUAUUCUGCCCCCAUGCACUGUUUAAACUCACUUGCCCGUUUAACGUCUUCGCCCAAGUUAUAUUUAACACAUUGAAAGUUUCUCUGUAACAAAGAGUGAAAUUUGUCCAUGUUGCGCUCCUGACCGAGUCGUCACUCUGUGAAGCUGUGUCUUCCUAACUUUGUGUUCGCAGCCCUGCGGAAAAUAAAAAACUGUUUUAAACUACCCAACGAGUCUGUGGUUUC
Molecule: messenger RNA, 2699 nt
Organism: Gadus chalcogrammus (walleye pollock)
Lineage: Eukaryota; Metazoa; Chordata; Actinopteri; Gadiformes; Gadidae
Gene: apmap
Product: adipocyte plasma membrane associated protein
Exons: 9
Coding region: 269-1516 (415 amino acids)
Biological process (GO): biosynthetic process
Molecular function (GO): strictosidine synthase activity
Source: RefSeq, a predicted model, not a curated record